AUGAGAGAUCGCACCCUUCUUCAGCUCUUUGCUGCUACUGCUGCUUCAUUGGUGAACGCUACUCCUUCAAACAGCUGGGAUCAGAGCGUAGAUAUCAUCAAUGGCAGUGUUCGCAUCUACGGCGAUGACGCUUAUCCUGUCUUGUACCGCCGUGCCCUUCUCAACGAUGCUCCCCGAGCCCGCUAUCCUGGCUUCAAGCAGGAGACGUUGAUCCUCAAGAAUGGAACGGUUCGCCGUGAGGGUGCGAGGGCCUUGUCCUGCGACAUUCGCUUUGAACGGGACCAACCCAUGACCCUUCGCGAUGGUACUGUCAUCUACACUGAUGUCUUCCGUCCGGUGGAUUCCAACGCAAGCAACACCAUUCCUGCCAUCGUGGCCUGGAGUCCUUACGGCAAAGAAAUUGGUGGACAGUGGCUGGACGACUUUCCCUACCGCGCCGGAGUCCCCCUGUCCCAAGUCUCUGAGCUCCAGAAAUUCGAGGCUCCCGAUCCAGCCUAUUGGGUUUGCCAAGGAUACGCCAUUGUUAAUCCUGAUGCUCGUGGUGCCUAUUCCUCCGAUGGUAAUAUCACCUUCUGGGGUCGCCAGCUCGCUGAGGACGGUUACGACUUUAUCGAGUGGGUGGCCGACCAAGACUGGAGCUCAGGAAAGGUCGGCAUGUCUGGCAACUCUUGGCUCUCAGUCUCGCAGUGGUUCAUCGCUGCUGAGCACCCUCCUCAUCUGACCGCGAUAGCGCCAUGGGAGGGCCUGACUGACCUGUAUCGCGACUCAACCAACCGUGGCGGUGUGCCCUCACCAGCCUUCCAGGAGGCGAUACUUACUACGUUCGCUGGCAAGGCCUACGUAGAGGACAACGCCCGCAAGAUCACCAGCGAGCCCUUUGUCAAUAUCUACUGGGAAGACAAAAUAGCUCGUGUCGACCAGAUCACCAUCCCGGCUUACGUCGUAGCGAGUUACACGAACCCCGUGCACACGCGCGGCUCUUUCCAGGGAUUUCGCGACAUGAAGUCGACGGAGAAGUGGCUGAGAGUUCACAACACCUUUGAAUGGCCCGACUAUUACGAACCCGCUCAUGUCGCCGAGCUCACCUCGUUUUUCGACUACUACCUGAAGGGCAAGGAGAACGGUUGGGCGGAGACGCCUCGUGUCCGCAUCUCUGUACUUGACCCGGGCCAUGAGGAUGAGGUCAACCGCGUUGUAGCUGACUGGCCUGUUCCUGGAUUGACCGGCAAGACUUUCUAUCUCUCUGCCGACGGCUUAAGCGACACCCUGCCCUCCGAUGCAUCCUCCACCUCCUACGAGGUUGCCACCGACAGCGCCGCCGGCUCGGUCUCCUUUAGCUACUCUGCCACUGACCUUACCGAGAUCAUUGGGUACAUAAAGGUCAAGCUCUGGGUAGAAGCGGACGGCUCUGACGACAUGGACCUGGACAUCACUAUCCAGAAGACGGACAAGGAUGGAAAUUCAUAUCAAACAGUGACCGGCGGCAUCAUCUCCACUCAAGGCAUCAUCCGUGCUUCCAUGCGUGCUCUCAACAAGCAACUGUCCACGGACUUCGAGCCAUACCAGGCUUUCACCAGCGAGAGCUUGCUGACCCCUGGCGAGAUCUAUCCUUUGGAGGUCGGCCUCUGGCCCACAGCUCUCAGGAUCCAUCCCGGCGAGCACAUUCUCCUCACUAUUUCCGCUCACACACCCAUCCCUGCUGACUUGGAUCUUGGGUUCGGGUCCGCUCUGGAACAUGUUCCCGCGGCGGGUGGCACCUUCUUGGAAGGGACCAACGUGAAUCUUCAGGCGCUUGGUGGUUGCACGGACUGCAAUCCUCCAUACGUCAACGCGCAGCGAGUGACAACCCCUGUCAGCCGUAACAAGGGCAGUCACAUCUUCCACUUUGGGGGUAAGUAUGACAGCUACGUCCUCAUGCCUCUUAAUGUCUCUAGCUCUAGUACGAGCGAGCCGGCAGUACAAUCGGGAAGAAAUCUAAAGGAUGAGUUGUGA
Geosmithia morbida is the source of this 1992-nucleotide messenger RNA. RefSeq lists its product as uncharacterized. The transcript has a single exon. Lineage: Eukaryota; Fungi; Ascomycota; Sordariomycetes; Hypocreales; Bionectriaceae. The record is from RefSeq and is a predicted model, not a curated record. The coding region runs from base 1 to 1992 and encodes 663 amino acids. Gene Ontology annotation, molecular function: dipeptidyl-peptidase activity.